UCUCUGUUUUUUGUUGCUUCAGGAAAGGGCAAGAUCUGAUCUCGUCACACUAUUGACUUCUACUGAGCAUCGUUCUGAAGACUUCUUUGUCGGAUCAAUUGAAAGAAAACAAGCAGAAACAUGCUGACCUUUUCUUGUGUAUUCGUAGCGCUGCUCGCUCUAUUCGGUGGGGUCUUCGGAAGGUCUGCCCCAAUCACCACUCUUCCACCCACAUCAAUCCUCCCGUGCAUUUUUGACAGGCCUACAUGCUAUCCAGGAACAGUGUUGGUAGAAAGCAAUAAUGGCCCAUGCCCCGAGUUCGAAUGUGUCCGUGUUUCUAGCCCCAGCCCUAGCCCUAGCAGCCCUAGCCCUAGCCCCAGUAGCCCUAGCCCUAGCCCCAGCAGCCCCAGCCCCACCCCCUUCAAGACCUGCCCUCCAGUUAUGAUGCCUGCUUGCCGCUUCGGGGACUAUGUAAAACAAGAAUACGAUUACCAAGAUUGCGAGUACUGGACUUGUACCUCCAACCCAUCUUCCCCAGUCACCACUCUGCCACCCACGCCAAACCUCCCGUGCCUUUUUGACAGGCCUACAUGCUAUCCAGGAACUGUCUUGGUGGAAAGCAACUAUGGCCCAUGCCCUGAGUUCCAAUGUGUCCCCGUCUCUAGCCCCAGCCCUAGCCCCACCACCCCCCUGAUGUGCCCUGUAUUUACGAUGCCUGAUUGCAGCACCGGAUACUUUACCGUAACACAGUGA
Molecule: messenger RNA, 732 nt
Organism: Aplysia californica (California sea hare)
Lineage: Eukaryota; Metazoa; Mollusca; Gastropoda; Aplysiida; Aplysiidae
Product: proline-rich receptor-like protein kinase PERK2
Exons: 6
Coding region: 121-732 (203 amino acids)
Source: RefSeq, a predicted model, not a curated record